AUGCGUUUCCUGUAUACAAUAUCGUCUAACGUCCUUUCUUGUAUCUUCUUGUUUUGUAUUAUUUCUUCGGUUUCUUCUGGAGAUGAAACGGAUCACUUGGCUUUACUCUCAAUCAAGAAACAUAUAACAUCUGACCCGUAUCAAAUCAUGCCUUUGUGGAAUGAUUCGAUCCACUUCUGCAACUGGACAGGCAUUGUAUGUGGUCUACGCCACCGUAGAGUUGUGACCCUCAGUUUGUUGUCUGGUGGCUUUUCUGGUUCAAUAUCACCUGCAGUUGGGAACCUGACGUUUCUUAGGGAGCUUCUUCUUCACAACAAUGGUUUCAAAGGCAACGUCCCUCAAGAGGUUGGUAGGUUAACAAGAUUAUGGAGGCUAAAUCUUUCGAACAAUUCUCUGUCAGGUGAAAUUCCUUCUAAUAUCUCUCGGUGUUCUAAUCUUGUAGAACUUGAUUUGAGUGACAACAGUUUCAUUGGCGUUAUUCCUAACGAGUUUGAUUCAUUAACUAAUCUUCAACGCAUAUCACUCGAUUCCAAUGAACUAACAGGAGAAAUACCCAAGUUUAUUGGAAAUUUUACAUCCCUUGCCUUACUUUCUGGUAGGGAUAAUCAUUUCCAAGGAAACAUUCCAGAUACUUUUGGCCAAUUGUCCAGUUUGUUCUUUUUCGGGUUCGCAAUGAAUAACCUUUCGGGCAUUUUACCUUUGUCGUUUUUCAAUAUUUCAUCCUUGACGACCAUAGCUUUGCCUGUGAAUCGGAUUGGCGGGAAUCUGCCAUCAGAUAUUGCACAAAGAUUUCUCAGACUAAAAGUUCUAAACCUUGCAAUGAAUAGAUUUUCUGGACCCAUUCCACUAUCGUUAUCUAAUGCCACUAAUCUUGAACACCUAGCACUCAAUGAAAAUAUGUUUACUGGAAGUGUGCCGAGUUUUUCGAGGCUGCAAGCAUUGACGCAUUUCGGACUUAACUAUAAUCAACUGGGGAAUGGGAGAUCUGAUAACUUAAACUUUGUCUCCUCUUUGGCAAACUGUACCAACUUAAGAAGGUUAGGUUUCGGUAACAACAAUCUUGGAGGUGUCUUGCCACGAUCAAUAUCUAAUUUUACUCUACUUACUGAUCUCUUAAUAGGAACAAAUUUGAUUUCUGGGAAUAUCCCAUAUGAGAUUGGGCAACUAGUUAAGGUUAAAAGAAUGUAUCUAUCCCACAACCAAUUCAUCGGCAGAAUUCCGGAUUCAAUUGGGAAUCUCAGAAAUCUCGGAGUAUUGUCUUUCAGGGAUAACUUAAUUUCUGGUGGCAUACCGUCGUCAAUGGGAAAUCUCACCCUUUUGAGCAAACUCCGAAUAUCCCGUAACAGACUAGAGGGUACUGUACCAUCUGGUUUAUCAAACUGUACGGGGUUACAGGCUCUGGAUCUUUCUAGAAAUAAUCUCAGUGGUUAUAUACCAAAAGGCAUUUUUGGUCUAUCUUCUUUGACAAUACGCCUAGACCUUUCUGACAACCGUUUUGUGGGUUCUCUUCCUAUCGAAGUAGGAGCCUUGAAGAAUCUGGUUUUCUUUGAUGUUUCAAACAACAUGAUGUCUGGGGUAAUUCCAGUUAGUCUUGGAACUUGCACGAGUUUGGUUAGAUUAUACAUGGAGGGAAACACCAUUGAAGGAGAAAUUCCAACAUCAUUUCGCUCUUUGAGAGGAUUAGAAGUUCUAGAUCUUUCCCGCAACAAUUUAACCGGGAGAAUCCCUGAGUACCUGGGAGAUUUUGUGUUUUUCAGACGCUUGAAUUUAUCUUUAAAUGGUUUUGACGGAAAAUUGCCAGGGCUCGGAGCUUUUAAAAAUGCAAGCAUAGUUUCCAUUUAUGGAAAUCGUCAGCUUUGUGGCGGAUCUCCCCAAUUUCAGUUGCCGAAGUGUUCUGUUGAAGAAUCAUCAAAGAAAAACAAGCUUCCGCUUUUCUUGCUGAUAAUUAUACCAAUAAUUGGUGUGGUUUUUGUCCUAAUUUUGGUGGUUAUAUUGUGUUUUCUUUGCAAACGCAAGCAGGCUUCGACAGAGAUUAGUUCAGAAGAUGAAAACUUCCCGCGAGUGUCUUAUCAAAGCUUACACGAGGCAACAAAUGGGUUUUCAUCGGAAAACUUGAUAGGUUCUGGAAAGUUCAGCACGGUGUAUAAGGCAAUUCUGCAUACAAAAAAUGAACCACGACUUGUCGCUGUGAAGGUACUAAAGCUCGCAGUUCAUGGUGCUGACCGCAGUUUUAUUGCGGAAUGUGAAGCUUUGAGAAGCAUCAGACACAGGAAUCUAGUGAAAGUCGUAACUUCUUGUUCGUCUAUUGAUUAUCAAGGGAACGAUUUCAAGGCUCUUGUUUAUUCUUAUAUGAUUAAUGGAAGUUUGGAAGACUGGUUGCAUCAGAAUUCGGUCGUUGGUCUAAACUUUUUACAGCGGCUGAACAUCGUGAUAGAUCUGGCUGGGGCCCUCGAUUAUAUUCAUCGCCAGUGUGGAUCGCUAAUGAUUCAUUGUGAUAUCAAGCCUAGUAACGUUUUAUUGGACGGUGAUAUGGUUGCUCAUCUUGGUGAUUUCGGGUUGGCAAGAUUUGUUCAUCAUGAUUCUUCUACAAACCACACCAGUUCUCUUGGAAUAAAAGGAACAAUCGGAUACGCGGCUCCAGAAUACGGAAUGGGAAGUAAGGUGUCAACCUAUGGCGACGUCUACAGCUUUGGAAUCCUCAUACUGGAGUUAUUUACCGGCAAUCGUCCUACUGACGAAAUGUUCAGUAACGGUCUGAGUCUUCAUGGUUUUGUGAAGAUGGCUAUACCGGAUCAAGUUAUGGAGAUAACUGAUCCGGUUCUUUUCAAAACUAGACAAGAGGAAAAUAUGACUACAGAUGCACGUGAUUUCGAAACGUAUGGUCCAAUCGAGGUUUGUUUGACUUAUGUUUAUCGAAUUGGGACUGCUUGCUCCAUGGAAUUACCAAGAGACCGGAUAGAAAUGAGCAAUGUCUUGGAUCAGCUGCAGUUGGUCAAGAAAACUUUUCUUGAAGAUUGCUAAGAAAAAUGAUUUAGUAAAAUCAAGAUCUUUUGAUCUCAUUGUAAAUCAUGCUGGUUUUGCAUUAGAAGUUCUAAGUUUCAUACUAUAUAUAUCAUUAUCCGACGAAUUUGUACA
Messenger RNA from Cynara cardunculus var. scolymus (artichoke), 3135 nucleotides. RefSeq names its product putative receptor-like protein kinase At3g47110. Gene Ontology annotation, molecular function: ATP binding; receptor serine/threonine kinase binding; protein kinase activity. The record is from RefSeq and is a predicted model, not a curated record. Bases 1 to 3021 code for a protein of 1006 amino acids. NCBI's taxonomy places the organism in Eukaryota, Viridiplantae, Streptophyta, Magnoliopsida, Asterales, Asteraceae. The transcript has 2 exons. Gene Ontology annotation, biological process: protein phosphorylation.